Messenger RNA from Penaeus indicus, 2500 nucleotides. RefSeq lists its product as uncharacterized. The record is from RefSeq and is a predicted model, not a curated record. The transcript has 13 exons. NCBI's taxonomy places the organism in Eukaryota, Metazoa, Arthropoda, Malacostraca, Decapoda, Penaeidae. Gene Ontology annotation, biological process: proteolysis. Bases 155 to 1942 code for a protein of 595 amino acids. Gene Ontology annotation, molecular function: serine-type endopeptidase activity.
CUGGCGGCGGCAGGUCAGCAGUGCCUUGUUGUGUUCGCUGGCGUUGCGCAGUGGUGGUUUUUGUGAGAUAAUCUCUCUUGAGUACUGGAGUGCAGGAAGGACUGUUUCCGGCGACACUGCUGGUCAAUGCAGCUUCCGGUGGCAUUAUCGUAAUAUGAUUGGUCGGGUGUCGGCCAUGCUCCACCAUGUGGCGGCGGCUUCACUUCUCCUCCUGGCAACCCCAGGCCUCGGAAACCUCAGUCCUCAGCCCCUCCCGAGCCCAGUGAACCCUCCUUCCCAUCCCUCUCCCGCUGCCCUCUCCCCCUCUGCCCUCCCCACAGAUCCUCAUGACAUAAUCCCCUCCCUGUCGCAUGACCAGCUGCCCGCCCCCUUGCAUGACACCGACAGCCCAGCGGAACUCUUCGUCCCUAGUCAUGGUCCUUCUCAAGCCGAGGACCUUAUCUCGCCCCCCCGCACCGAAGACCCGAUCCUCGAGGAGACGGACUCGCCCCCCACCUCUGCCCCUGAGACGCCCCUGCCGCCCUUCGUCCCGUCCCCCGUCGACCCCUACCAGCCCAGCUCUGCGGCUGCCCUCCCCCACCACGGCGUCGGGGAGAGCGACAGCGCGACCGGCCCUCCAACCAACGCCCUCUCGUCCUUGCUCCACCUCGCCAACAGCACCGGCGGGUUGUCCAUCACGGAACUUCCCGAGCACAACGCCACUCUCUCCCACGAGGAGUUCAAUAGCAUCCUGACGCGGUUCAGCCUGGACGCCCUUCAAGCUACACAGAUCGCCGAGCGUCUUGGCAUCAGCGGCUCGGGCGUCGCGGCGCUGGAGCAGCACCUCAUGCUCGGAGGGAAUCUGGAGGGCCCUGGAGGACCCGUCGACAGACCCCACGCCCUCCCGCUGGACCGCAACCCCCGGACGACGCCCCAGCGGAGAAGCGGCAACCAGGACUUGUCGCGCGCCACCAAGAGGCUGUUCUUAGGCGACCAGUCCCUCUGCUACAGCGGUAGUUGUGAGUUCUUCCUCUUCUGCUGGCUCAGCGGGGGCCUGAUCGACGGCGGCUGCGGCGGCUUCCUCUUCGCCUGCUGCACGAGACCCAACAACCGGGGGCAGCGCGGCCACGAGUCGUACCGCGACGACAAGUCGGGCUUCGUCCCCGUCGACUACGGCCCCAUCAGGAACGACAGAGAUUGCGGACUGAGUGCCAGCAGCCGUUUGUCCGCGCAAAGGAGGAUCGUUGGAGGCACGGAAGCUGGGUUCGGCUCCUUCCCUUGGACGGCUUACAUCAGAAUUGGAUCCAGUCGGUGUGGUGGCUCCCUCAUCAACCAGUACCACGUGGUCACUGCUGGGCAUUGUGUAGCGAGGGCUCGAGCACAUCAGAUCCGGGUGACUCUCGGGGACUACAUCCUCAACUCCAACAAGGAACACUUCAACCCACGCAUCUACGGGGCUUCUGAAAUCAAGGUUCAUCCAAACUUCAAGUUCACGCCCCAGGCCGACAGAUUCGACGUGGCCGUGAUCACCCUCGACGCCCCUGUGGCCUACGAACCGCACAUCCAGCCCAUCUGCCUGCCGGAGAAGGGGACGGACUGGCUGGGGAGUAUCGCCUGGGCCGCCGGCUGGGGAGCGCUGCAGGCUGGUUCGAAGCUCCGGCCCAAGACACUGCAGGUGGUGGACGUGCCCAUCCUGGACUCCCGCCUGUGCGAGGACUGGCAUCGGCAGCGGGGCAUCAACGUCAUUAUUCACGACGAAAUGAUGUGUGCUGGCUACAACCAGGGCGGGAAGGACUCCUGCCAGGGGGACUCCGGAGGUCCUCUGAUGAUACAGGACGGCGGGCGCUGGUACCUCGCUGGCAUCGUGUCUGCCGGCUACUCGUGCGCUCAGUCCAAGCAGCCAGGAAUUUACCACAAAGUAUCCUACACGUCUGACUGGAUAUCCUACGCUGCGAGAAGCUGAGAGGCAACGAUCUCUCAGAAUACCUAAGGAGGUCUUAUCCCUGGUCUCCUUGGGACCUAUUCUAACCUGGGGGCAGUUAGGGGUCUUGUGUAUAAAGCCCCAGUGUAUGUGAACUUCUUGCGUGGCGAUACUACUCAAAAAAAGAGAGAGAGAAAAAUAGCGAGGUUUUUGAGUUCAGAUUCUCAGGCGUACGAUCAAACUUCAACUGUUUUGGAUGGUGGUUCAUGUUAUGUAUAGUUUUUGGAACUGAAAUAUAAAAGGAAGAAGAAAAAAAUCAGUGAUUGAAGAUUAUGAUAAUGAAGAAAUGUCAGAGAUUAGUUUUUUUUUGGGUAGUGACGUCACAGAUUUGAAAACCUUUCAGUCAGGGAGCGUCUUUGUGAUGACGUCAUCAAGAUGGAGCCCACUUUCCCUGUGAUACCACCUCAUUAUUUAAUGUAAAAAACUGGUGUUAUUCAAAUUAGCGUAGUGUGAAAAAAAACGAUGACAUAAUUAGGUAUCGAAUCCCAUUUCCAGGAAAAUGUCCAUCCGGUUUCAUAAUUUUGAGGGGUCGUGGAUUUA